ACUAGCAUAGACCACGCUUACCUCACGCAAUCCCAGCCGGUUCUUCCGCGAGGCUACGCCAAUACUUAUCAACUCCCGGACACCACGGCAGUAUGAAUGUUCGUCCUGUGUGAACUUAUGCCGCUCGGAUUGAAGGGUCGCCUCCUUCUCGACGACCAUGACGGCCCAAGGCGCAUCAGCGAACGGAACGCUCUCCGGAAAGGCAUCUAUCAACUCUGUAGAGUUGACGAAGCAAGACGUGCCUCUGUCGGAUGCCCACCGGACAACUUUGGAACGGAAGCUCGUCCGCAAGUUGGAUGCACGUCUACUACCCAUCUUGACCAUCCUAUAUCUUCUCUCUUUCCUGGACCGUUCGAAUAUCGGGAACGCGAAACUUGAUGGGCUAACGACGGAUCUUAAGAUGACCCAGGCCGACUAUCUCAACGCCCUUACCUUGUAUUUCUUGGGAUACGUUCUGUUUGAGAUCCCAAGCAACAUUGUCCUCAAACGUCUGACACCGCGGCUAUGGCUUCCUACGUUGAUGGUCGUCUGGGGCAUAGUGUCCACGUUAAUGGGGCUCGUACACAACUACGCGGGUCUUCUAGCGGUGCGAUUCUUCCUGGGUGCCACGGAGGCCGGUCUCUUCCCCGGCGUUGUAUACUAUCUGUCGUGCUGGUACAAGCGGAAAGAGCAGCACUUCCGCAUCUCCAUUUUCUUCAGCGCUGCUAGCCUUGCAGGGGCCUUCGGUGGUGCUCUUGCGUACGCCAUUGGAAAAAUGGACGGCAUCGGACAUAAGUCCGGAUGGUCCUGGAUAUUCAUUAUAGAGGGUUUACUGACCAUAGUGAUUGCACUGCUCUCAUAUGCGUUGGUGCAUAACUAUCCGGACACAGUCUCCUUCCUUACGCCGGAAGAGAAGACACUUCUACACGACCGGCUUCGUGCUGACAGCGACGCGCUCAGCGGCGAGACUUUCCGCUGGCAUUAUGUCAGGAAAGCUUUCGAAGACGUUACUGUCUGGCUUUACUGCCUCUGCUUCGUCGGAUGUUCCUUGCCAUUGUACACUCUGUCGCUAUUCUUGCCGACUAUCAUCGCAGACCUCGGAUACGCAGCUGCCGAAGCUCAGCUGCUCACCGUACCGCCAUACUUUGUCGCGACCGUGCUCACGUUCGCAACUGCGUGGGGCUCGCACUACAUCAACCGACGUGCGCCGUUCAUCAUCGCCGGCGCGAUUCUGGCUAUCAUUGGCUACAUCAUCCUAAUCGCCUCCGCGACGACGGGCGUGCAGUACUUCGCGACCUUCCUGUGUGCGGGAGGCAUCUACCCGGCAACCGCCAUCACGCUCUCAUGGCCCGCGAACAACGUCUCCGGACAGCUCAAGCGCGCCGUCGCCUGUGCGCUGCAGAUCAGUGUCGGCAACGGUCUGGGAGCGAUCGUCGGUACGCAACUGUACCGGUACGGACCGCGCUUCUACCUCGGCCAUGGCUUCGCCAUCGGAUACCUUGUCCUCGUCAGCGCAGCGGCCGCGCUGAACUGGCUCGUACUUGCAAGGCGGAACAGGGAGAAGGAGCGGUUGCUGCAGUCCGGGGAGGUCAGCGAGAAAGACGACCAGGAGAGCCGCUUGCGUUUGGGUGACGAGCAUCCACUGUGGAAGUUCCAAGUGUAACUCGAGUGAGGCUCCCGACGUACAGACGUAUCGCUUAGUGUAGAUGUAAUAUGACUUGACAGAUUAUGACCAUCUCAA
Molecule: messenger RNA, 1720 nt
Organism: Rhodofomes roseus
Lineage: Eukaryota; Fungi; Basidiomycota; Agaricomycetes; Polyporales; Fomitopsidaceae
Product: major facilitator superfamily domain-containing protein
Exons: 8
Coding region: 158-1642 (494 amino acids)
Biological process (GO): transmembrane transport
Cellular component (GO): membrane
Molecular function (GO): transmembrane transporter activity
Source: RefSeq, a predicted model, not a curated record